UUACCUCAUGACCGGAUUUUUGACAAUUCACACAAUAUCGAGCAAUUUCUCUCGGUUGGAAAUGACCCUAUUAAUUUCCAGCACUUGAAUCAGGGCAACUCGAUUCUCAACUCAGAUAUUGGCACCGGUGGCGUCAGGGAUCCGUAUCUAACUACCAAUUCCGAUCGAUCGGUCUUUUAUUUGAUUGCGACCGUGGUCUGGACAUCGUCUAACCUAGUGGACUGGAGUGGUCCGUACCUUCCAACUGUCGAAGUACCUGAAGCAGGAAUGGUCUGGGCUCCUUCAGCAGUUUAUGACGUGAUGAAGCAAGGUUGGGAUGUCUUUUGGUCCUCAAGGUUCUACGAUAACCCCUCCCACUCCGGGUGGGCAACCUACGAUCGGAUUCGCACGAGCUUUACAACAGACUUUGCCACGUUCUCGACUCCUAGCAACUAUAUAUCUCUUGCUGACACCUCUGUCAUAGACCAAGAGUUCCAAUACCUUGGCUCUCCUGGAAACUACGUUCGGUUCUUGAAGAAUGUCACGACCAGUCAAGUUUUCGCAGAAAAGACCACCACUGGCAUUUUUGGGACAUGGGACCGCGCUCCGGGAAAUGCGCGCGAGGAAAGUCCACGCGAGGGUGCCUUGGCCUACAAAGACAACGUGGUUGCAGACAAGUACUAUCUGUGGGUUGACGACGACUACAUCCAGUAUAUCGCCUACGAAACGACUGAUAUUCUGAACAAUGCGUGGGAACCGACAAGUGCGAAUGGAAUUCCCCCAUCCAUCAAGCAUGGAUCAGUUUUUCCAGUCACGCAGGCUGAGUAUGACCUCCUGCUCGCAAAGUACCCAGUC
Messenger RNA from Clonostachys solani, 834 nucleotides. The record is from the annotation of a GenBank genome assembly. Lineage: Eukaryota; Fungi; Ascomycota; Sordariomycetes; Hypocreales; Bionectriaceae.